Molecule: messenger RNA, 4434 nt
Organism: Fusarium verticillioides 7600
Lineage: Eukaryota; Fungi; Ascomycota; Sordariomycetes; Hypocreales; Nectriaceae
Exons: 4
Coding region: 1-4434 (1477 amino acids)
Biological process (GO): carbohydrate metabolic process
Molecular function (GO): hydrolase activity, hydrolyzing O-glycosyl compounds; chitin binding
Source: RefSeq, a predicted model, not a curated record
AUGUUGGUAUCAACGUGGCGUGUGGCCGCGCUCCUCUUGUCGUUUGUCAACCUUGCCUCUGGUUUGGGAGCAAACAAAUGGGGAGCUAGCCCUUACCAGCUGAACCACGAUGAUUGCCCGGAGCGGUGCAGCAUAUCUGGUCCUGAGCCAGGCAACUGGUCCGUUUACCAGGAUCUCACGCAGCUCAGGAAGUGUCAAGAGACCAUGUUCUUUGCCUUCUCCCUCUUUGAUCCAAUCGAUGAACAUUCUACUCAUCGCAUUCAUGCCUGUACAUCAUUCGGCCCAGACUUUUCACGUCUCCCCAACGCCACCACCAUCCAAGCCGCUGCUUCUUCGCCUGUCCAUGUCAAUUAUGAGAUUGGUUGGCACAAGGACGGGUUUGAACUGGCUGCCGCUGGAAUCCGUUCCAUCACCAGGCAAGCUCGCCACUACCUGACUCAUGGACAUGGCACUACAAAUGGGCCUGCUAUCAUGUUUGCUCAGUCUGGACAAGCCACUAUUGGUCUAUACGUUGGCGACAGCCUCGGAAGUCAAGUUAUUGGCUCUUCUGCGCUCCAAAUGUUGGAGAACAACCUCGACAGCUUGAAUGUCACAGGAUCCAAUCUGGCUAUGCAACUAUGCGUUCCAGGUGCUGGCAGCGCUCAUUCAUUUGGUCUCAUGGUGACAAGCAACGGAACCUUUGCUUCCAUACAAAACGCCGUUCAGUCGUGGGCCAACGGAACCUGCCUGUCCUUCCCGGAAUCUACAAACAUGACCGGCGAGGUCGUGUACACCAAACCGCUAGAUGUCUUGACCGACGUCAAGAACUCUACCAGGCCAGCAAAGCCCGGGUCUACAAGCAGUGAGCAUGGCCGACGCCACCAACAUCUCCAUAUUCGUGCUGAGUGCACCACGACCCGGGUCGAAUCUGGGGACAGUUGCGCGAAACUGGCACAAAGAUGCGGCAUCUCAGCCAGUGACUUCACCAAGUAUAAUCCAGGAUCCAAUUUCUGUGCUCAGCUGGUGCCUAAGCAGCACGUUUGCUGCUCAAAGGGCGAUCUUCCUGACCUCCGACCUACCAAGAACAAAGACGGGUCUUGCCAUGCCUACAAGGUUGACAAGGGGGACAAUUGUGCUAGCAUCGCCGUCGAGAAUGGUCUCAAGGUUGAAGAUCUUGAGAAGUUCAACAAGAAGACAUGGGGUUGGGCUGGAUGCAAGAGGCUCUUCUACCAGACUGUCAUGUGUUUGAGUGAGGGAACUCCCCCGUUCCCUGACGAGAUCGCCAAUGCAAACUGUGGUCCGCAAAAGCCAGGAACCAAGAAGACUGGGGAUACCACCGAUAUCUCUGAUCUCAACCCUUGCCCUCUCAAUGCCUGUUGCAAUAUCUGGGGCCAGUGCGGAAUCACCAAGGAGUUCUGCACUGAUACUAAUACUGGCGCCCCCGGAACUGCCAAGGAGGGCACCAACGGCUGCAUCUCCAACUGUGGUACCAAGAUUGUCAACAGUGGCGGUGGUGGCACAAUCAAAAUUGGUUACUUCCAAGGUUACGGUAUGGGCCGGCCUUGCCUCUACCAAGAUGCCUCCCAGAUUGACACGUCAAAGUACACGCACUUGCACUUUGCGUUCGGCACUCUUACUAAGGAUUUUGACGUUGAGGUCGGCGACAAGCUCUCUCAGUAUCAAUUCAAAACCUUUGCGGAUUUAACUGGCGUCAAAAGGAUCCUUUCAUUUGGUGGCUGGGACUUUUCAGCCCUCCCUGCCACUUAUUCCAUCUUUCGAGAGGGUGUGAAACCCGCCAAUCGACUCAAAAUGGCCAAAAAGAUCGCCGAGUUUAUUGUUAAGCAUGACCUUGACGGUGUCGAUAUUGACUGGGAGUACCCUGGAGCGCCUGAUAUUCCUGGCAUUCCACCAGCUGAGAAGGAUGAAGGAACAAACUACCUUGCCUUCCUCGUUGUCUUGAAGAACCUGUUAAAGGGCAAGUCGGUAUCUAUCGCUGCUCCAUCUUCUUACUGGUACUUGAAGCAAUAUCCAAUCAAGGACAUUGGCAAAGUGGUGGACUAUAUUGUCUACAUGACAUACGAUCUUCACGGACAGUGGGACACAGAAAACUCUCACUCGCAGGAAGGCUGUGCAUUUGGUAACUGCCUUCGCAGUCAAGUCAAUCUCACUGAGACGCAAUACUCGCUAGCCAUGAUCACCAAGGCUGGUGUCCCAAGCAACAAGGUCAUUGUGGGUGUCACAAGCUAUGGAAGAUCGUUCAAGAUGGCCAAGGCUGGUUGUUAUGGCCCAGACUGCUUCUACACUGGCAGCAAGAUACACUCGGAUGCGAAGGAGGGCAAGUGUACUGGCCAAGCCGGAUACAUUGCCGAUGCUGAGAUCCAAGAAAUUCUCAAGGACAAAAGCCGCGUUGUCAAACACUUUGUUGACUCAACAAGCCAUAGCGACAUUCUCGUAUACGACGAUACAGAAUGGGUGUCUUAUAUGAGCCCCAGUACCAAAAAGGCUCGCGAGUCUGUGUACAAGGCAUUCGGCAUGGGUGGCACCACCGACUGGGCCGUCGAUCUUCAGGAGUACCACGAUGUCCCCAGGCCCUCCAAGUCCUGGGCCAUCUUCAAGGAAGACGCAGCACGCGGUUAUGAUCCCAAGCUGGACAACGAGAGAACUGGCAACUGGACGGACCUCGACUGCGGCUCAGACGUCAUGCAGCAUCUCAAGGGUAAAACAGCACCUGAGGCAUGGAGGGAAUCGGGCGCCAAUGACGCCUGGAAAGAUCUCAUGAAAUCCUGGAAGGAUUUGGAUCAACAAAGGAGGUACACACUGAGCCAGUCAAUCACUACGAAUCUCAGGAUCACGAUAAGGCCCAAUUGCCAUUUGUUGAAGGACCACAGCUGCAAUGACCUAAUAGAGUGCACCGAAAAUAUGAACCGCGAGUUUUCAGGACCUGCGGCAGUGUUCAUCUGGAAUUCCUUGGUCAAAAUCCACCAAAUGUACAGCGACUACUACGAUGCAGUGACCGAAGCGGCUACUUUCAUCUCCUUCGAUCUCGCCAACUUUGGCAACAAGUUUGCACCAAUCCCUGAAGCAGAAGACAAUACAUGGCUUUUUGUCAUGAUUGAUCUUCUUACCUGGGGUACUUCUUCCAUUGCCGCUCCCUUCUUCAAUUCACACCUCAAAAACCUUCCCUACUUUAAGGGCAAUCCGGCAACCCAUGACAAUGUCAAGGACACGACCAUGACUUUCAUUGGACAAAGUACAACUCUGGUGAAAGAUAUAAGAAGUGGCGUUUCAGCAGACACUACAUGGACAGUGGAGAAGAGAGAUAGUUUCACAAGCUACAUGGGCCAGGUUCUCGAAGGAUGGCAAACGCUCGCCAAUGCUACAGUGAACCAUCUUUUCAAUGGCUCUAAUCCGGAUUCAAUCAAGGCACUUUGGAGCCUUAUUUCAGACGGGAAAAUGAUUGAAGCCGGCGUCAACGGCGACGGGUCGAGUCUUGGGACGGAGAUUGUCCCGGGUAGUAUCAACCUCAAGGAACACGUUGCAAAGACCUUCUAUGGAUAUACCAUUCCUACAAUAUGGAGAGUCGCUGAGUAUUAUGCUUUCGUUCUUGACUCAGGUUACGACUGUAACGCGGAAUAUCCUUCCGAGGAUUACGUGAGCAAAGAAGCCAUGGAUGCUACCAGCACCUGUUACGGCGGGCGACGUUACUACUUGGUCUAUCCGAAAGAAGACGGCAUUGGAGGCUGUCACAAGAGUUGUAACACGGGCGGUUCUUGCCAAGAUAUUUGCGCAUGGAACAAGUUCAGGGCUCCACCGGGUAUCGAAGCUUUCGACGGGACCAGUUUUGGAGGUAUGUCGGCAAGGGAUAUCAUCAUCGGCUCCGUUCGCACUUACGAGCAAAACGGGAAAAAGAACAAAGCAAUGCCUGAAGACAAAGUCGCCGGCGAUCUCAACACGGACCAUCUUUUCGACCUCGACGUCACCACACCCGGAAUCAUGCGUCUUCCCGUAUGCAGCCCCGAGCGCGCAUGGCAGUCGUGGGAUACGGCUGCCAAGGGCUCCAGCCCCUUCUACCCAUGCGACAUCCCCCCCGGGCAGAGGUCAUGCAACAAGUCGACUUACAAGGACGACACGAGCAAUGCAUCCCCGUUGGCGUCGGACUGCGAGGUUAUGAUCAAGAACUUUGAGAAUGACGGCUCGACCAAGUGGACAACACAGACAGCAGAUCUUCAGCACAGGGAGCUUGGACACUAUGGCACCUGCGCCUUUGGAGUUGAAGCAACAGAGCUCAAUGGAAACAUACACUUCCAUUUCGGUGGCGGGGAUCUCAUCGAGGCCAUCAACACCUCCAUCAAGCAGUUUAAGAAGAAUGGCAAGAUCGGUGCGUCUGGUAAGGUUCUUUGUGCUGGCAAUACGGGCAUGACGCAGCCAGUCUUAUGGGGCAUCUACCAUACCUAG